UUCCUGAGGAGAAUGAAGCAGGAGGAGCUGGCUGAGCGUCUGCAGAGAACAUUUGCUGCAAAGUGUCGACGUAAACUCAAGUCUAACCUGCAGAAGAAGUUCCAGUGUCUGUUUGAGGGGAUCGCUAAAGCAGGAAACCCAACCCUUCUGAAUCAGAUCUACACACCGCUCUACAUCACAGAGGGAGGGACUGCAGAGGUCAAUGAUGAACAUGAGGUCAGACAGAUUGAAACAGCAUCCAGGAAAUCAGUCAGACCAGAAACAACAAUCAGACAAGAAGACAUCUUUAAAGCCUCACCUGGAAGAGAUGAACCAAUCAGAACAGUGAUGACAAAGGGGGUGGCUGGCAUUGGGAAAACAGUCUUAACACAGAAGUUCACUCUGGACUGGGCUGAAGACAAAGCCAACCAGAACAUACACUUCACAUUUCCAUUCACUUUCAGAGAGCUGAAUGGGCUGAAAGAGAAAAAGUACAGCUUGGUGGAACUUGUUCAUCACUUCUUUACUGAAAGUGAAGAAGCAGGAAUCUGCAGGUUUGAAGAGUUCCAGGUUGUGUUCAUCUUUGACGGUCUGGAUGAGUGUCGACUUCCUCUGGACUUCCACAACACUGAGAUCCUGACUGAUGUUACAGAGUCCACCUCAGUGGAUGUGCUUCUGACAAACCUCAUCAGGGGGAAACUGCUUCCCUCUGCUCGCCUCUGGAUAACCACACGACCUGCAGCAGCCAAUCAGAUCCCUCCUGAGUGUGUCGGUAUGGUGACAGAGGUCAGAGGGUUCACUGACCCACAGAAGGAGGAGUACUUCAGGAAGAGAUUCAGAGAUGGGGAGCAGGCCAACACCAUCAUCUCCCACAUCAAGACAUCACGAAGCCUCCACAUCAUGUGCCACAUCCCAGUCUUCUGCUGGAUCACUGCUACAGUUCUGGAGGAUGUGUUGAAAAGCAGAGAGGGAGGAGAGCUGCCCAAGACCCUGACUGAGAUGUACAUCCACUUCCUGGUGCUUCAGGCCAAACUGAAGAACAUCAAGUAUGAUGGAGGAGCUGAGACAGAUCCACACUGGAGUCCAGAGAAUAGGAAGAUGAUUGAGUCUCUGGGAAAACUGGCUUUUGAGCAGCUGCAGAAAGGCAACCUGAUCUUCUAUGAAUCAGACCUGACGGAGUGUGGCAUUGAUAUCAGAGCAGCCUCAGUGUGCUCAGGAGUGUUCACACAGGUCUUUAAAGAGGAGAGAGGGCUGUACCAGGACAAGGUGUUCUGCUUUGUACAUCUGAGUUUUCAGGAGUUUCUGGCUGCUCUUCAUGUCCAUCUGACAUUCACCAAGUCUGGAGUCAAUCUGCUGGCAGACGAACAAAAAACAUCGCAGACAUCCUGGUGGUGGUUUGAAGUGAUAACAUCAUGGUGGUCUAAAUUGUUUGGAGGCAAAUCAACACGUUUCUACCAGAGAGCUGUGGACGAGGCCUUAAAGAGUCCAAAUGGACACCUGGACUUGUUCCUCCGCUUUCUCCUGGGUCUUUCACUGCAGACCAAUCAGACUCUCCUACGAGGUCUGCUGACACAGACAGGAAGUAGCUCACAGUCCAAUCAGGAAACAGUCGAGUACAUCAAGAAGAAAAUCAGUGAGAAUGUGUCUGCAGAGAGAAGCAUCAAUCUGUUCCACUGUCUGAAUGAACUGAAUGAUCAUUCUUUAGAGGAAGAGAUCCAACAGUACCUGAGAUCAGGAAGUCUCUCUGCAGUUAAACUGUCUCCUGCUCAGUGGUCAGCUCUGGUCUUCAUCUUACUGUCAUCAGAAAAAGAUCUGGACGUGUUUGACCUGAAGAAAUACUCUGCUUCAGAGGAGGUUCUUCUGAGGCUGCUGGAAGUGGUCAAAGCUUCAAGUAAAGCCUUGCUGAGUGACUGUAACCUCUCAGAGAAAAGCUGUGCAGCUCUGUCCUCAGUUCUCAGCUCCCAGUCCUCUAGUCUGAGAGAGCUGGACUUUAGUGGCAACAACCUGCAGGAUUCAGGAGUUAAGCAGCUUUCUGCUGGACUGGAGAGUCCACACUGUACACUGGUAAUUCUCAGGCUGAGUGGCUGUAACCUCUCAGAGAGAAGCUGUGCAGCUCUGUCCUCAGUUCUCAGCUCCCAGUCCUCUAGUCUGAGAGAUCUGGACCUGAGUAACAACAACCUGCAGGAUUCAGGAGUGAAGCAGCUUUCUGCUGGACUGGAGAGUACAACCUGUGAACUGGAAACUCUCAGGUUGAGUGGCUGUAACCUCUCAGGGAGAAGCUGUGCAGCUCUGUCCUCAGUUCUCAGCUCCCAGUCCUCUCGUCUGAGAGAUUUGGACCUGAGUAACAACAACCUGCAGGAUUCAGGAGUGAAGCAGCUUUCUGCUGGACUGGAGAUUACAAACUGUGAACUGGAAACUCUCAGGCUGAGUGGCUGUAACCUCUCAGAGAGAAGCUGUGCAGCUCUGUCCUCAGUUCUCAGCUCCCAGUCCUCUAGUCUGAGAGAUCUGGACCUGAGUAACAACAACCUGCAGGAUUCAGGAGUGAAGCAGCUUUCUGCUGGACUGGAGAGUACAACCUGUGAACUGGAAACUCUCAGGCUGAGUGACUGUAACCUCUCAGAGAAAAGCUGUGCAGCUCUGUCCUCAGUUCUCAGCUCCCAGUCCUCUAGUCUGAGAGAGCUGGACUUUAGUGGCAACAACCUGCAGGAUUCAGGAGUUAAGCAGCUUUCUGCUGGACUGGAGAGUCCACACUGUACACUGGUAAUUCUCAGGCUGUCAGGAUGUCUGAUCACAGAGGAAGGCUGUGCUUCUCUGGCCUCAGCUCUGAGCUCCAAUCCAUCCCCUCUAAAAGAGCUGGACCUGAGUGACAACAACCUGCAGGAUUCAGGAGUCAAGCAGCUUUCUGCUGGACUGGAGAGUCCACACUGUUCACUGCAAGCUCUCAGGCUGAGUGGCUGUAACCUCUCAGAGAGAAGCUGUGCAGCUCUGUCCUCAGUUCUCAGCUCCCAGUCCUCCCAUCUGAGAGAGCUGGACCUGAGUAACAACAACCUGCAGGAUUCAGGAGUGAAGCAGCUUUCUGCUGGACUGGAGAGUACAACCUGUGAACUGGAAACUCUCAGUCUGUCAGGAUGUCUGAUCACAGAGGAAGGUUGUGCUUCUCUGGCCUCAGCCCUGAGCUGCAACCCCUCCCAUCUGAGAGAGCUGGACCUGAGCUACAAUCAUCCAGGAGACUCAGGAGAGAAGUUACUGUCUGUUGGACUGGAGGAUCCAUACUGGAGACUGGACACUCUCAGGGUGGACCAUGGUGGAGAGCACAGGUUAAAACCUGGUGUGAAGAAGUAUUUCUGUGAACUCACACUGGACACAAACACAGCACACAGAGAACUCAAACUGUCUGAUAACAACAGGAAGGUGACACGUGUGAAGGAGGAUCAGUCAUAUCCUGAUCAUCCAGACAGAUUUGACUGGUGGUCUCAGCUGCUGUGUAGUAAUGGUCUGACUGGUCGCUGUUACUGGGAGGUCGAGAGGAGAGGAAGAGUUGAUAUAUCAGUGAGUUACAGAGGAAUCAGCAGGAGAGGAAAGAGUAAAGACUGUUUGUUUGGAUGGAACGAUCAGUCCUGGAGACUGACAUGCUCUGAUGAUGGUCGUUACUCUGUCUGGCACAAUAAGAGAGAAACAUCCAUCUCCUCCCCGUCCACCUCCAUCUCCUCCUUCCCCUAUUUACCCACCUCCUCCUCCUCCUCUGUCUCUAACAGAGUAGCAGUGUAUGUGGACUGUCCUGCUGGCACUCUGUCCUUCUACAGAGUCUCCUCUGACACACUGAUCCACCUCCACACCUUCAACACCACAUUCACUGGACCUCUAUAUGCUGGGUUUGGGUUUAAGUCUGGUUCCUCAGUGUCUCUGUGUCCUCUGUCUGAGUGAGAGUCUCUUCCUGUGUGUGAAGAUGUAAAUAAAUAACUUUGAGAAGUUUGAGUAACAUUAUUUUCAUUGCUGGUUAAAAUUCAAGCAGAAGCAAACACAACGAGCUUCUGUAACAUUGAUCUGAUUAUUAAAAUAAAAACCAGUUUGA
This is a messenger RNA of Scomber japonicus (chub mackerel), 4051 nucleotides long. RefSeq names its product NACHT, LRR and PYD domains-containing protein 12-like. The transcript is spliced from 12 exons. The record is from RefSeq and is a predicted model, not a curated record. Lineage: Eukaryota; Metazoa; Chordata; Actinopteri; Scombriformes; Scombridae. Gene Ontology annotation, molecular function: protein binding. The annotation marks the transcript as partial.